This is a messenger RNA of Dothidotthia symphoricarpi CBS 119687, 1142 nucleotides long. RefSeq lists its product as uncharacterized. The transcript has a single exon. The record is from RefSeq and is a predicted model, not a curated record. NCBI's taxonomy places the organism in Eukaryota, Fungi, Ascomycota, Dothideomycetes, Pleosporales, Dothidotthiaceae. Bases 204 to 857 code for a protein of 217 amino acids.
CUUGUUUUUGUUGGACACAAUCAGCGUUCUGAUUUUCAAUUCAGUCAUUACAAUCAAGUUUCACUUGACCCAACAUUCCAAAACAACAACUUAAUCAACCUAUUAGAGUAAUAUUUACUUCUUCGCGUCCUUCCUCAGUCCCAAACUCUUCCUCGCUAGAACAGUCUCCAAACAUUGUCCAAAUUCCAGUCGUCAAGAUCAAGAUGGUCUCCAAAAUCAUUUUCUCAUCCAUUCUCAGCCUCGCUCUGGCUCAAUCAACAACCAUCACCGUUCCAGGCAUUGGGUACGAUGAGACUUCCUUCUUAGCCUCAAUUGUCUCGGCCAACUCCGCAGCGACGACCAUCUUGCUUUCCUGUCCCGAGGGAGAAGACUGCGGUCUUUUCCCCCGUCAAACCCUGGUAUACGGCCCGUCGACCUACAAUAUGGACAUGUCCGAUCCCAGUACCGACUUCACCGCAACUCAAGAUUGUGUGAUAGCAGCCAGCAGCGCAAUUUGCAAGGAAACGGCGGGCGGCAGUGAAGCGAACUUCCCGGGCAGCAGUACAGAGACAUAUGAUGCGACUGACGUUGGAAGCAUGAUCCUGACAGUCACGAAGGGGGCUGAGAAGAUGACUGCGAGCGCGUCGGCAACACCGACGGGUAGCAAUAAAGUAGUCGCGGUUGCAAGUACGGGCAAUGGACCAAGCACGAGUGUUGCGCAGGCUACAGGCACGACGAGCGUGUCGAGAUCUGCAAGUGCCUCCGGAUCGGCAUCUACAGCCGCAGUUACUUCAACUGCAGCCGCUGCUGCGAAUUCUCUCGUCUUGGGAAGUGGCGUGGUUGGUGUUGUUGCUGGCUUAUUGGGUCUGUUCUUGUGAAAGAACAACGAUGACGACGUGGUAGCGGACUGUUCGACGAACCCUUGCUCGAAAAGUACUGGCUGGAGAUACUAUCAUGUAAUUUGCUUGACGUUACUAAUAAUCAAACAUCUAGAAACUCAGUUUCAAACUACAUGCUAUUUCAUGUUAUCUGCGUUGAUCAAAGAGCAUCAAGAUCUCUGAAAAACAGCGAUCGUGAGAUGUCCGUGUCAUGUGUUUGUGAGCAUGUUGAACACACCUUUUUCUCGUCACGUCGGUUUUUGUAGUAACAGAACCCCUGAGCAU